CCCUUAAAUUUAAAUAACAAUAUUAUUAAUAAUCUGAUUUUUAAUGAAACUGUGAAUCAAGAUUCUAUUUUUCCAGAACGUCACGAAAUUUUAAGAAUUACUGCCCGGCAAAACCUUGAACAAUACACAGAAAAGAUAGCAAUCCAAAUGUUAAAAAAAAGAAAAUUAAUUGAUUUUAAGAUUGGUGAUUUAGUUCGAAUAAAAAUUUCAAAAAUUGAUCGAUUUGGUACCAAUCGCUCUAGUCUCCCUUCACUUGGAGCUACUACAUAUCCCGAGCUUGAUGAGAUCCCAUCAAAUCAAAUAUCUAUUCGAGAGGCGGCAAGACUUCAGAGUGUUGAAUUAGUAUCAUGCUCU
Diversispora eburnea is the source of this 354-nucleotide messenger RNA. The record is from the annotation of a GenBank genome assembly. Lineage: Eukaryota; Fungi; Glomeromycota; Glomeromycetes; Diversisporales; Diversisporaceae.